This is a messenger RNA of Enterobius vermicularis (human pinworm), 1596 nucleotides long. NCBI's taxonomy places the organism in Eukaryota, Metazoa, Nematoda, Chromadorea, Rhabditida, Oxyuridae. The record is from the annotation of a GenBank genome assembly.
AUGAAACAAAAAAGGUCAAAUUUUUUUUAUCUUCGAAAAAUUUCACGGCAUCGUUCUAAUUCACCGAACCAGAAACCAAUAAGUUUAAAGUUUUUUCCAUCGUUGCGGAAUCUUUUCAAAUCGUCAUCAACAGCAUCAGUAACGACAUCGGAACCGGAUGAAGGAAGCCGUGAACCAGAAAAAAUUAAACAAGUUGCUUUUCACAGAGCUGUUAGUGCAGAUCGUUUACUGAGAAAAGCCCCGGUAUAUUCUGGGGGUACACCGCGUGAUGAAAUUGCCGAAACAUCAGUAUCGGCAAAAUAUGAUACUGAUCGAACAUCUUUUUUACGGGCCAAUGAACAGGACAUUGUUGAUGGAAAAAUUUUUACACCGCCUAAUACACCACGGAUUAGAAAACUGUCUAAGAAGCUUCACAAUGAAGAGUUUUGUACCUUGCAUCAUACAGAACCAGGAACUUCCGCGCAGCAUAUUGCAGUGGUUGAAGGUGAACCUCUUGCAAGAAAAUCAGUUGAUUACGGCAAAGAGGAGACGAGAAGGGGAUUAAAGGAACUCGCGUCUAUUGAUUUAGCUUAUAACAGAAAAUUAUCAGAAGCUGCUGGAUGUCCAAAACUGCUGCAAGAUUACAGUGUUGAUGAUUCGCCGGUAGGUGAUGUCGAGGUGAGGGAUGAAUUCAGUCUAAUUGACGAUUGCGUAGUGCAUGACGAGACAAAAGACGGUACUGAAUUGUCAUUUGAUUCCAGUGAUUCGGACCUAUGCGAAAGCGAAAAUGCGCUAAUGUCUUCUAAUCGUCUUGGUUCAGGUUCCUUACAGAAGGAUGCAUUUGAAGCACUCAUUUUGCCUGAUUCAUGUGAUGCUAUAAAUAAGGAUGACAAUGUGGAAUGUUUGUUAAUAAAACGAGAUCUGUUAAGAGGUAGUGAAAAAAGCGGGUACAAGGGUAAACUUUUUCCAUCUGCCGCUUACGGUUCCAACAAACUUACCUUCAAAACAAGUUCGCCAGUCGUUGACAAGCAUUUUACUGGUGCUGGGAGUUCACGGUCAUCAUCAGCUGAUUCACGAAAGGCCAAAAUUGGGAAAAAGGAAAAGCUGAAGGAUGACACAGUCGGUGAUUUCGAUCCGCUGUCAGUGAUGCUUCCAAAAAUAUGCUAUCACUGUUCCAUAUUGAUGGAAUAUCGCGACAAUCCUUUCACGGAUGCUUCUGUAUCUUCUAAACCAUUGUUAAAAAUGCUUGCAAGUGAUAUGCUUCAGAAGGGCUAUGAAAACUAUCCAGUAAUUUACCUUUCUUCCUACAGUUCAGACGAAGAUUUUGAUUUGUCUGGAAAUCGAGCUGCAGUCUAUGAGGAUCGCGACGAUGCGUUCUUCUUUCAAAAGUAUGAUACGUAUUCCGUAGUGAUUUUGUGCUCCAUCAUUCAUUCUGUUGGUCAUUCUGUUAAGGGUUAUAAUGCUACAAAGCUGUCGUCGAUUGAACUGCUUGCUCCGGUUCUGUCCGGAACAGAAAAAGGAUGUAAAAGGAUGCCGGGAAAGCGGGAGGAAAGGCGGGUAAAAACUGUGAUGAAGAACACUUAUACCUCUUGGAAGGAGGACGAGGGGUGGCCCUGA